This is a messenger RNA of Coffea arabica (coffee), 1434 nucleotides long. The record is from RefSeq and is a predicted model, not a curated record. NCBI's taxonomy places the organism in Eukaryota, Viridiplantae, Streptophyta, Magnoliopsida, Gentianales, Rubiaceae.
CGCAACUUCCUCUUCCUCCACCGUCCGCCCCACUCCCCACUUCCCGCCGCCGCUCUACGCCUCUUUACAUCUCUUUUACACACAGUCACACAGUAAAACGAGCCCAAACUCACAUGCUAUAUCUUUUUCUGAAACCCAACAAUCUUCCCGAAGUCCAAUUACUAUAGAAAUCCAAGAGCAAACUAGAAGAGAUAAUGGUGGGACGGUCAUGUUUAGCAGGGAUGGAGGUCCCAAUAAUCGGCAGCGAUUCUAUCAAGUGGUUUCAAGUUUCAGUUCCGUCUAAUUCAUCUUCUUCGGCUUCUUCGACAUCCGCUCCUGCUACUACUCUCAGUAGAGACUUCGCGUCCUGUUCUGCUAUUGGAAAUCCUCCUACUUAUCUCAUUUGGAAAACUAGCAAGGGUCAGCCAAAUGUUCUUGAAAUAUUAGAGGUUUAUGGUGACAAAGAAUUCCCAAAGAUUGGACUGCAGAUUUCAUUUCCGGACGCCCUCUUUCCAUUUGUUUAUAUACAACAGGAUGAGAGCAAUUUUGGUUCCGAGAAAACUUACUUGCUUUAUACCGUGACGGUUAAUGGUGUUGCCUUCCUUGUAAAACUCAAAGGACUUCACAAAUAUGCUUCUUCCUCAGUUGUUGCAUCCAAUGAGGUUGUCGAGUAUAAUACACAAGCUAAUCCACAAUGCGGAGUCAUAACAGCAGCAGCAGCUUCUUCCAGAUGUCUCAUAGUUGGGAGAAAUGAUGGAUCUAUUGGUUGUUUUCAACUUGGCUUGCUCGAUGCUACAGCUCCAGGCUUCAUGUGGGAGCUACGGGAUGAUGCUGGUUUUGGGCGAUUGUGGGGUAUAGUAUCAAGGAGCAGGAUUUCAGCUCCUGUGCAGGAUUUGGCAGUUGUAGAGGUGCACCAGAGAAAGCUUAUUUUUGUGCUUCAUUCUGAUGGGAUCUUUCGAGCUUGGGACCUUGCAAACCGGAGCAAAAUUUUCAGUCAUGCUAUUACUGUUCCAACAGUUACAGGAACUAUAUUUCUCAAAUUAUGGGUGGGUGAUGAUAACAGGGCAAUGAAUAUAAUUCCGUUGGCAAUUCUACAUAAGAAUAGUAUGGAAGUUGAGAUGAUAUCUUUUUAUGGCCUUAAUUUGGGUUUUGGGGACAAGAUGAUUUUCACACUAGAACCUUUGAUAACAGACAUCACUCUAGAAGAGGGUGGACCUGUUGAUGUCAUACUUACUUCAGACAAAGUUUGGAUACUAAAAGAAGAUGGAUUGCUCAUGCAGGAGCUAUUCUGCCAAAAAGAGGCAGUCACACAUUCAUACGGCUUGCAAGAAGCAUUUGUAGCUGAUCAGCUGUUUCAGAGUUCUGAACAUUUUGCAGAUGAAAUCCUUUGGCUAGCCCAUACAGUUUUUUCAUCUUCAAAGGUGCUUUAAAAUAAUGGCUUUCUGGAUAUAGUUC